Cicer arietinum (chickpea) is the source of this 1110-nucleotide messenger RNA. Its product is annotated as B-box zinc finger protein 32. Lineage: Eukaryota; Viridiplantae; Streptophyta; Magnoliopsida; Fabales; Fabaceae. Gene Ontology annotation, molecular function: zinc ion binding. The record is from RefSeq and is a predicted model, not a curated record.
AUUAUUAAACUUAUAUAUAUUAUAUACUUACAAAUUUAUAUAAACACAUGUACCAUCCAAUAUUCUCAAGAGAACACAACACCCUAUUCUCUUAUAACAAAUUUCUCAAAACUUUACUCUCACACAUUAAUCAAUUUCUAAACCUUAUACUAAAACAAAACCAUAGAAUCUUUUAUUCCAUUUUCACUUUAUUUUAUUUUUAAAUCGUUUAUAUGGAGAUAAAAUGCAAAACUUGCGAACUUUGCAAUCAACAAGCUUCUCUCUAUUGUCCCUCCGAUUCAGCUUUUCUUUGCCGGAACUGCGACGACGCCGUUCACGCCGCUAACCUCCUCGUCGCUCGCCACCACCGCCAACUCAUCUGCUCCAAAUGCAACGGUUUCACCGGAAUUCACAUCUCCGGCACCGAACUCCGUCGUCUCCCGUCAACCUGCCAAUCAUGUUUACCGGAAAACCCUGCCGAUGACACCGAUUCUCAACUUUCUUCUUCUCCUUCUGAAUCUUGCACUACAGCACCAAAGAAGAUGAAAUCUAGGAGGAUUAAGAGAAGUUUGAGUUCCGUUACCGAUGAAACAUCUCCGGCGAAGAAAAUGAAGAUCGGAAGUAAAAGUGUUGGAUCGGUGGCGGAGGAGAUUUUUGUAAAAUGGAGGAGAGAGUUAGAGUUAGAUUUACCGGUGAACGGUAAUCGCGUGGUGGUGGAGGCUUUGAAUGUGUGUCUGAGAAAGUGGAAGUUACUACCGUUGGAGGUGGUUGCUGCGACGUCGUUUUGGUUUGGUUUGAGAUUUUGUGGGGACGUUAGUUUUGCCACGUCUCGAAAUCUGAUUAGGUUAGAGAAAAUAUCAAAGGUACCAGCUAAGCUGAUUUUGGCCGCACAUGCGAAGCUCGCACGUGUCCUUACACACCAUUUUGAAUUGCAAGAAGGAUGGGAUGAGUCCUAAGAAAUUAAACCCUUCCUAACCAAUACUCUAGUUAGUUUAUUAAUUAUAUUAUGAAUUGUGAAGGAUAAUAAAAAUAUAUACUUUGGUUAGACUAAUAUAUGUAUUUCAUUUCAUUUUUUUUUCAAAUCUAGGAAUAAGUUAGCAAAUAAUACGAGUUUAGUUGUUAGGAUCUAUA